AUGUUUGGUAAAUUAGUAGACUUAGAAGAGGAUGAAUUUAUUGAAGAACCAUUAACAAGAUCAUCAAAGAAAGAAAAGAAAUCAUCAUCUAGUAGUAACAGUAGUAGUAAAAAGAAAGAAUCAUCAUCAUCUACAAGUGGUAGUAUUAGUAAAAAACAAACAACAACUACAACAACAUCAAGUAGCCCAAGUAAUCAUAAAAAUCAUGAUGAGGAUGAAUUUGAUGUAAUUCAUAGAAAGAAUGAAAGUUCAGGUAGUAUUAGAGGACCAGUACCAAUUACAGAGGAUGAAUUUAAUCAAAGAAUUAAUUCAAAUUAUUAUAGUUAUGAUAUUUAUUCAUCAUCAGAGGAUGAAGCAGAUGAUGAUCAUAAAGCAAUUAAAAAAGCAUCAUCAUCUUCAAAGAAACCAAAAGAGAUUAGACCAAUAACCUCAUCAAAUGAAGACAACAGUGGUAAUGAAGUUGAUGGUGUACGUGGUGGCAGUGGUGAACAACAAAGUUCGCUUGACAAAAAGAUAUCAUCACAUUUAUCAGUUAUCGAUCGUGGUUGGGUAUUGGAAGCAGAACAUAAUCAUGCAACUAUGGAGGGUGAGUUAUUGAAAAAGAGUAGAUUCGCCGCAGGUUGGAAGAAAUAUUAUUUCGUAUUGAUUGGUAAUCAUUUACAUUAUUUUAAAACCAAAAAAGCAAGAAAACCAAAAGGUACAAUCACAAUCUCAUUCAUCACACCACCAAUCCCAUUGAAAGAAAAGAAUCUUAUCGAUAUGAAAACUCCAAACGUUGGUAAUUAUCAAUUACAAAUCUUUUCAAAGAAUAAAAGAAUCGAUUCACUUUGUGCCUCUACAAAUGAAGAAUUUGAACAAUGGAAUUCAGUUUUACAAAAUCUAGUUAGAACUAAUCUAACUCAAACCGAUUAUGAUGAACGUCUCGAAGCUUACACUGUAGUUUCACCAUUGUUUGAACAAAAAACUCAAGUUGAAUUGGAUCGUCUUUUAAUUUUACUUCAAGAGAUUGAUACUUACUCUUCAAAUAUUUUGAAUAAAUCUAAAAAAGAUAAAUCUGGUAAUCUAUUAAUAAUGGAAGAUAGUGAUGAUCAAAUAACUUGGAAAGGUUAUUAUUUCGUUUUAGUUGAAAGAUGUUUAUAUUAUUAUAAAAGUUCAAAAAUGCCACCACAAGGUGUUAUUACAUUAAAAUAUACAGAUAUUUCAGUUUGUGAUUCACCAGAUCUUAGACAUUGCUUUAAAUUAUCAACACCAUUAAGUGUAUUUAUAUUGAAAGCUAAACAUCAUGUUGCAAUGAAAGAUUGGGUAUUAGCAUUAAAUAAUGCAAAAGAAGGUAAGAAAUUAAUUGAUAUGCCACCAAUGGAUAAAUUAAAAUUAAAUCAACAACCAAGAGUGUCAGAAGAAGGUGUUCAUCAACAACCAAUCAAUGGUUAUGGUAAAAAGUUCACUGCAACUUUAAUUAUCACACCCUUCGAUUUACCACCAACUGAAAAACCAGCUGUUGUCAAAUUAAAUUUAGGUAAUAAUACAAUUGGUCGUUCUGAAAGUUGUAUUGUCACUGUUGGUGAUAAAAAAGUAUCAAGAAGCCAUUGUAAAAUUGAAGUUUCUGAAAAUUCUGUAAUUAUCAUUGAUUUAGGUUCUGGUCAUGGUACUAAAGUUAAUCAUAAAAGAAUUAGUAAAGCUUAUCUCUUACCUGGUGAUACUAUUAAAAUUGGUAAAACUCUCUUAAAAUUAGAAGCUGUAAAAAAGAAGAAAUAA
Dictyostelium discoideum AX4 is the source of this 1755-nucleotide messenger RNA. RefSeq lists its product as hypothetical. Bases 1 to 1755 code for a protein of 584 amino acids. The record is from RefSeq and is a predicted model, not a curated record. The transcript has 3 exons. Lineage: Eukaryota; Evosea; Eumycetozoa; Dictyosteliales; Dictyosteliaceae.